UGAAAGUGGGUUAGUGCGAGCAGAGGGGCUGGAAGAAGGAGAGCAGCAAUCGCUCCUUAAAGACAUUUAGUUUUAUCAGCUGCAAGGAGAACCUUGUGAAUAUUAUUGGCAAGAACUUGCGAAGAGAAGUUAGAAAAUCCAUUUGAGGAUUUGUGUUUUUUUCAGCUUUUCCUGUUAAGAGUGAAUAAAUGCCCGUCGUUCUCUGCGCUUUCUGGCUUCUUUUCCACUUGGAGUUACAUGCACCGGAGAGUUGAUUACACUUCACCGAAAAAAUGAGAGCUCAAAUAGAAGUUAUUCCCUGUAAAAUCUGCGGAGACAAAUCAUCAGGCAUUCACUAUGGUGUUAUCACCUGCGAAGGCUGCAAGGGUUUCUUUCGACGUAGCCAGCAAAACAACGCCAUGUAUUCCUGUUCAAGACAAAGAAACUGCCUGAUUGACCGGACCAACCGUAACCGCUGUCAGCACUGCCGGCUGCAGAAGUGUCUUGCUCUUGGCAUGAGUCGCGAUGCUGUGAAAUUUGGUCGCAUGUCCAAAAAGCAAAGGGACAGCCUGUAUGCAGAGGUCCAGAAACACCAGCAGUCACAAGAGAGCUCGGGGGUUGGUGCCCGAGAAGAGCAUGGCGACCUGGCAGAACAUGGCCGCACCUACAGAAGAGGCUCCAGUGCCACUCUGAGUGACCUGGAUGACAUCACAACCCUGCCGGAGGGUCUGCUUUUUGACCUGCCGCUGACCCCGGAGGACGCAGGUGGAGAUUACUGCAACCUGGAAAUGCUUGGAGGAAGCGCAGGGAGCAGCUCUUCCUCUCAGAGCUCUCCAGAGCAGAGCAGCUUGGACUUUGUUGAUGGCAACCACAGCAUCAAACAUGAGUACCAACUGUUGCAUGAUUCAGGACUCUUCUCUCAUGCCAUCCUCAACCCUCUGCCACAGGGCUGCUCCCUGCUGGAAAUAGAGCGUAUAAUCCAGAGUGUGGUGAAGUCCCAUGUUGAAACAAGCCAGUACAGCACAGAGGAGCUGAAGAGAAUGGCGUGGAACAUCUAUAACCCAGAAGAGACACGCUCAUACCAGACUAAGUCAGCAGAAGUGAUGUGGCAGCAAUGCGCGGUUCAAAUUACCAACGCAAUCCAGUAUGUGGUGGAGUUUGCAAAGCGCAUCUCUGGCUUCAUGGACCUCUGUCAGAAUGAUCAGAUUAUUCUCCUUAAAGCAGGCUGCAUGGAUGUUCUCCUGAUCCGUAUGUGCCGAGCCUACAACCCCAUCAAUAAUACAAUGCUCUUUGAUGGAAAGUUUGCAAGUGCUCAGCUUUUUAAAGCUCUGGGCUGUGAUGACCUUGUGAAUGCUGUGUUUGACUUAGCGAAAACGCUGAGUCGUAUCCAGAUGUCAGAGGAUGAGAUGGCUCUGUUCAGCGCCGCUGUCCUGCUGUCACCAGACCGACCUUGGCUCACAGAUGUCCAGAAGAUCCAUAAACUGCAGGAAAAAGUUUAUGUGGGUCUGCAGCGUUGCUUGCAAAAAGAAGGAGCAUCUGAGGAGAAGCUAGCCAAGAUGGUGUCGAAACUUCCCAUGAUGAGGUCCAUAUGUAACCUCCACGUAGAUAAGCUGGAGUUUUUCCGCCUGGUUCAUCCUGAGACAGCGUAUGCUUUCCCUCCUUUGUACAGGGAAGUUUUUGGGAGUGAAAUAACCUUCCCGGACUCCACCGAGGGCUAGUUUAGCCCUUUGACUAAAUGCAGUGAUUAACAUAGCAACACUGAGGUGUAUUUAGAGGAAGAUGAAAUUGUGGUAACUGUCAUAAGGCUAAACCAACAAGCCCGGUGACAAUCCUGCACGUUACACUUUAGCACACACUCCUCUCUCCUCUAAAGUCCAAAUCCCGUGGAGUAGCUUUCACCGCCCUGCAGGCUAACCCUUUUAACUUGACACGAUGGGAUCUACUGCUGGGUUGUCAGUGCACGUUACCUCCUUUGUAAAGAAGCAAAGAAACCAUUGAAGAGUGGCCUACAUUGUUUAUAUUCUCAAAAAUAUUUUUCUAUAAGGCACCUGAAACUGCUUGUUGAGUUGAAUUCCUUAUAUGGCAUGGAUUUUGUUAUUUUCACAGCUCCUGUGAGCGAUUGUUGAAUGUACCCCACUCUUCCUGUAACCAUCCAUGAUAUGCUAGAAUGUACAAACCCGCAGUAGUCCUUACCCACGUCGGGAGUUUUGCAGCAAUGAAGCCUGCUCCAGUCUCAUGCAGAAACAGUUGUUUCAUUGCGUACACCCUGUAGCACCCAUACAUUACUGUGUUUGUAACAUGAACAAGCUAAAGGGACCACGAUCAACCUCUGAAGCAGAAAGUUGGCUUUUGUUUGUUUUGUAAAUCAAGUUUGAACCCAAAAACACAUUAGAGCACAAAAACAUAGCACUUAUGCUAGAAACUGAUUCGUUGUCUGUUUGAGCACGACGUUAGAUGUCAGUGAACUGUGAGUUGUUGCUUUUUUUUAUGUGAUCAAUGACCUCAGUCCAAAUUCCUUUUCCCUUUUUUUUUUUUUCCAAAUGCCACUUAGAAAGUGAGAUUAUUACAGUGGUAUUUUGAAAGUAUUUUCAGAUGUACUUCUUUUAUAUAUAAAAUAUAUUUAUAUAAAGAACCAUCUAAAAAAAGAAAGCAGAGUUUAUAUAAUGCAAAGAAUUUGAAGUCAUGUUCUUUUGCUCUGGUCGUUUUGUCCACUGUUUGAAUUUCUCAGAAAAGUACGAUCAUACCAGAAACGCGAUAAAAAGAAUGUGGUUAUUUAGCACUUAAAAGUCGUUCUUGGGAUCCCGAUAAACCACACUAGCACAAGUAACAAGUUGCAUGUUAUUAAUUGUCUGAGCAGAGCUGACUUCGGUUAGAGAUGUCCACCAGUGCUACAUCUCAACCCUCUAUUUUUUAACAAGCUAAAACUCAACCAAGCAGAGUCUCAACCAAAAUCUUCAAAGGCUGUGAAUGAAUGCACAAAGCUGAAAAGAUGAUAAACGAUAAAUGAAGGGACAAAGAUGGAUAAGGUGGUCAAGAGUACAGUGGUGAUGAUUAAGCUCCCUAUGGCCUCUUUGCUUUGGGGUCAAGCCAAUUCAAUGUUUUGAUCCGAGAACGAUAGCUUGUAUUCCUUAUUUUCAGCUCCCUUACUACCUCAGCUUCCCAAAAACACUAGAUGGCAGAGAACAGGGUUGACAGAGCCAUCAGCUACCCCCCUGAGUUUAUAUCUAUGUGUUUGCACAUAGAGAGAGCCUCAAAAACAGUAAAAUAAUGCUUUUAAAACUGGAUGAAAAGUAAAUAAAACUUUAUUUUUUUUGUGCUAAAGACAUCGCUCUGACUGCUGGUUUGUUUAUUUCAGAGCUCUAUAUGCCUUUAGUUCCAGGAAGCCUUGAACAUACACAGAUCUAUCUCUUGUUAGAUCUCUAGAGAUGCCUGCAGGAAUCAUGAAAACUUCAUUUGAAGUAGACGGCUGUAUUAGAUUUCUGUCAAACAAUAAACCUUGUUGUACCAGCGGCUCAAAGAGGCUGUGAGAAAUUCAAUUAAAUUACUAUAUUCGGAGUCCUAAGACAAUCACAUGACAGAUGUUGGAUGUUGUCUCUCUUUCAGAGUAAUUUUUAAGCCAAGUUGGCUUAGCACUGCUGGGACAGUGCUGUUCACCGUUCAUUGUUUCAUGCAGCCCGGGGUGGGGGGGGGUCUCUCUUGUUUUGGUACUAAACAUUCUGGGAUUGUGCAAUAAUGUCCUUCCCAUUGUUCUCGGUAUGUCGAGCCUUACCAGCCGUCUAUUACAGUUCAUGUUUUUUCUAGCACUCCAGCGUAAUAACCUCACAGCACCAUGAAUAAUUGUUUUUAUAGCAUAAAGUACCAAAAACUUAACUUUGCAGAUCAGAUGAUCCAGUUGCAUGGCAUUUACAGAUUGUAAACAAAGUACAUUGCUUUGUGUUUGAGUCCUGAGAAUGUUAAAUGUUAGCUCAUAAAGAAUUAUGUGUAUGUUGAAACAGUCCAGAGGGCAGGACCUAUGAUCUGCACUUUCAUGUCCCUUUAGACUCACUCAGGGAGAUAGCUGGGCUCUCUGUCCUACAGCGUCUGCAAUUAGUCGAGCUAGCAGGAGACCUUGCACCAACAUAAAAGACCUUUAAACCUUGAUCACUGUGUACAGUACAUGUUCUUGUGAAUGUUUGAUUACAGAAGUAUCACAGAAUUUUAGCCCCAUGUCUGAUAUCAUUGUUGCAAGACUUCUUUGUUGAAAACAUAGAUUAAGUAGGAGAUGAAUAAAAAA
Messenger RNA from Cyprinodon variegatus (sheepshead minnow), 4252 nucleotides. RefSeq names its product nuclear receptor ROR-beta-like (gene rorca). Gene Ontology annotation, cellular component: nucleus. The record is from RefSeq and is a predicted model, not a curated record. The transcript is spliced from 10 exons. Lineage: Eukaryota; Metazoa; Chordata; Actinopteri; Cyprinodontiformes; Cyprinodontidae. The coding region runs from base 273 to 1697 and encodes 474 amino acids. Gene Ontology annotation, molecular function: zinc ion binding; RNA polymerase II cis-regulatory region sequence-specific DNA binding; nuclear receptor activity. Gene Ontology annotation, biological process: regulation of transcription by RNA polymerase II.